This is a messenger RNA of Actinia tenebrosa (Australian red waratah sea anemone), 1131 nucleotides long. Its product is annotated as protein FAM124A-like. NCBI's taxonomy places the organism in Eukaryota, Metazoa, Cnidaria, Anthozoa, Actiniaria, Actiniidae. The record is from RefSeq and is a predicted model, not a curated record.
AUCUAACUCUUUGAUGGUUCAACUGUUUAGAAAACUGUUUCCAUUGUCAUCCACAAAGCCCGAAGGAGCUGAAGCUAGAUAUCGCCAUGGUGAUAAUGAAUGGCCGACUUCAUAACGAAGACUCUCCGAAUCUUUCCGAAGUCGACACGAGUAUGAAAAUCGAAGGGCAAAACCAUUUUGAUUUCAACGCCAACCAAUCAAUGCCUGACCCAUUUCAGUGCACACUUCAAAUACGAGCAAACAAAGGCGAAGUGAGCUUCUUAAAAAAUCUUUAUUCUCCAUUACUGGAGGGAAUCGAUCCAACUUUCCAGUUUAUUUGUUUAGAAGAAAGUGAGGAAUUUGCGUCAUCUCUGCUCGAGUGGGAUGGAAAUGGCGCCUACUACGAUGAGUUCAACGUUGAAUGCCCAGCUUUGAGUGUAGUACUUUUUCUUCGCGAAAGUUUCGGACGCUUGUCGGCCGUCUCCGUACAGAAAAAUCUUACCACCAACCCCUGGAAGUUUCACCACAGAAUAGAACUCCCCAAAGAUGUCCGUCCACAGAUCACAGCUACACAAGAUUUCUACCAAGCGUUCCACGACCUCCCCUUGUGGUCUGUCUGCCCAGUGCAUUAUGGGAAUGAACUGUUAAGAUUUCACAUUGUCGUCAAAAAUUUCCUACGCAUGCGCGCUUUCUAUGAACUCAUUACAGGCAAGAAAGCACGCGAUGGUUCGACAGGAUUCUGUUAUAUUCCUAUAUACACUCAAAAAGGCCUAGAAAUUCAACUAUCAUUGAAGUGUUUACCCCAAGUGUUUUCAAAGCCCUCUACCGUAGCAAGACUUCGAUUCAAAAUUCCAAAUAUAGACUCUCUAAUGCCUUAUUUGGUAGGAUGUCCCUUGCCGGUACCCAAUGAAAAGGGGACUUGGCUGACUAAUGACCCGGAUGGGAACGUCAUCAUACUAGAUGAGGCAGCCCCUAUUGCUAAGGUACCGUCUUUAGAGACUUCGGAUUACGAAACGAGAUCGGUGGAGACCGAGUUUAGUGCUAGUUCAAAAGAUUCGUCCACGACUGAUAACAUCAAAUUUAGCAAUGCAUUCAAAAAAAUCACACCUGAUUUUGUUUAAGUUACGCCGCGUAAUAGACCCGUUUCGAAUU